AUGGUGAGUGGCGACCUCCUACUCGAGGUUCGUGACAUCCAACAACAUGGCAAACAGUCGAACCUUGUGGCAUUCGGUGAUGUCCCCGUCACGUGGCUCGUGGGCCGACUGUUCGUGCCCCUGGCACUGGUCAUGGGCCUGAGCGUGGACGAGUCCUCACGCGUUGCCUCCUUGGUGGGCCUCAAGACGGUGCUGAACGAGGUGUUCGCCCACAGCGAGAUGGGCACGAUGGCACGCAAUGGCCUGCUCUCUCCGCGGGCGCAGCUGCUCUGCACGCACGCCCUCUGCGGCUUCUCGAGCCUCGCUGCUCUGGGCGUCCAGGUGGGCGUGUUCGCUGCACUGGCGCCCGAACGGCUGCCGGACUGCGCCCGUGUCGCCGGACGUGCACUGGUCGCCGGUUCCAUUGCCUGCUUCUUGACCGCCUGCACCGCCGGCGCCUUGAUGGACACAACCGUCUACGAGGUCCCAUCGCUAUUUAACAGCUACGACUUCGUCUAGAAUUCCAACUUUUUAGAAGUGUGGGAACGUAUUUGUGAAAUAAACAAGAAAGCCUCCG
Molecule: messenger RNA, 556 nt
Organism: Dermacentor silvarum
Lineage: Eukaryota; Metazoa; Arthropoda; Arachnida; Ixodida; Ixodidae
Product: solute carrier family 28 member 3
Exons: 3
Coding region: 1-498 (165 amino acids)
Biological process (GO): nucleoside transmembrane transport
Cellular component (GO): membrane
Molecular function (GO): nucleoside:sodium symporter activity
Source: RefSeq, a predicted model, not a curated record